Messenger RNA from Calliphora vicina (urban bluebottle blowfly), 1728 nucleotides. RefSeq lists its product as uncharacterized. The transcript has a single exon. Bases 1 to 1728 code for a protein of 575 amino acids. The record is from RefSeq and is a predicted model, not a curated record. Lineage: Eukaryota; Metazoa; Arthropoda; Insecta; Diptera; Calliphoridae.
AUGCAGCAUACAUUUCAAACAGUUUUAGUGAAAUACGACGAUACACUUGAUAGUUGUGGUGAAAUGGACUUCUAUAUGAAGCAUCUGAAUUCAACAAUGCUAAUAGAAAAUCUACAUAAAUCAUGGUAUCUGAAGGGAUCUUUAAAUAACAACAUUUUAAAUUUGGUUUGUUUGAAGAGUUUAACCAACGACUACAAAAUCGAAUUGAAAUCCUAUUUCCACAGUCUAAAACACAUAAGAGAUACAAAAAUGAUAUUCUAUAUAAAUCAUAAUGGCAGUGGCAAUUAUUUGACCAAAUUGGAGGAUUUUUUUAAGUAUUGUUGGCAUAAGAAGUCUUUAAAUGUUAUAGCCAUUUUCAAAGACUUUUACCGAACAAAGUAUUUUUAUGCCUACAGGCCCUUUCCAAAAUUCAAAAUGGAAUUGAGAAUAAUUGAAAACAAAAGUGUGAUCUUCCCCAAUCGCUUAAAGAAUAUAAUGGGUUACAAGUUGCUAACACUGCCCGAUCAGGUUGAACCCCGAACUUAUUUGACUAAAAAUAAAAAUGGUAAAAUCAAGAUUUCCGGAUAUGUGGGUCACUUUAUACAUCUGCUGGCUGAGCGUUUAAAUGCUACAUUGAAAUUUCCGUAUCCUAUUAAAAAGGGAGAUUUGCUGUUUUAUGGUUAUUUGGAGACUUUAGCCAGAAAUUACACUAUCGAUUUUGCAGCCACCAUCGCUCCAGUUUUAGAUCCCAGACAGAUGCUUUACUACUCAUAUCCUUUUCAAAUUACUAAUGUUUGCCUAAUGAUACCGCUGGCCAAAACUAUGGCAUUCAAGGAAAUGUUUUUUUACAUGAUGGGUGUGAAGGCCUGCAUUAUUAGUGUUUUAAAUUUGUAUCUAUUCACGCUGGUAAUAAAUCUUAAAAGGCUGAAUUUUUUUGGACGACAAUCAAACUACAUAAUGAAAUGUUCAGACUUUUUUCUCAAUGAUAUUGCCCUAAGAGGUAUUUUGGGGCAACCUUUCAAAAUAUGGAUUAAAGCGGGAUUUCUAACCAAAUAUAUCUAUGUCUUACUAUCGGUUACUGGAUUAUAUCUCAGUGUUAUGUACGGUGCAUUACUACAAACGCUUUUGACUCGCCCACUUAAAGAGAAACAAUUGAAAACGUUUAAUGAUCUGCGUCAAAAUCAAGUAUAUACUUUACUAUCGGACACGGAAGUUUUACAUUAUGAGAAAAGAGGUAUGUCAUUUAAUCUGCUACGUAAGACAGCCACCUACAAGGAAUAUAAUUAUAUGAGAAGUCAUCUAAACACCUCUUACGCCUAUCCCACCACCGAUAUGCAAUGGGACACACUCUUCAACCAGCAGCAAAAUCUCUUCAAAAAUAAAAUCUUUAUGUUUUCCAAUGAGGCCUGUUUCCUGCGAACGAACUUUUUAAGUUUUCCUCAAGCUCAAAACACCAUAUAUCGCGAACCCAUACACGAACUGAUUUUAUUGGCUAGAGAGCAUGGUCUGGCGCAUCAUUGGCUUCAAACAAACUUUUUGGACAUGCUGGCUGCCGGCAAUAGUACCUUAAUUGAUUUUAGUGUGGCGAGUAAACGUGAGCGACCCCUCAGUAUGGAUGAUUUGGAGUUGGUUUUCAUAAUGUACACUAGUGUAUUGACGUUGGCGAUUUUUGUAUUUUUCAUUGAAAAACUAAUCUUUAAAUGUAAAUUGAAACAUCUAUGUAGAAGAUUUAAGAGAAUUUAUUCAUAA